Colletotrichum graminicola M1.001 is the source of this 318-nucleotide messenger RNA. RefSeq lists its product as uncharacterized. The coding region runs from base 1 to 318 and encodes 105 amino acids. The transcript is spliced from 2 exons. The record is from RefSeq and is a predicted model, not a curated record. Lineage: Eukaryota; Fungi; Ascomycota; Sordariomycetes; Glomerellales; Glomerellaceae.
AUGACGGUCAAACCAGCGGGCGGCGACCGCGUCCGCGUCCCGGUCCGCGACCUGCCCUCCUGGACCCCCUCGGUCCCGCCCUUCGAGGGCGAGGACACGCUCGACGCCGCCGCCGUCGCCGCCGACUUCCUCGCGCGCCUCGCCGCCGCCGUCCGCGACGGCGACUGGGACGCCUUCGGGGUGCUCUUCGCCGACCGCUGCUUCUGGCGCGACAACCUCACGCUCACCUUUGACAAGCGCACGCUGCACAGGCGCGCGGACCCCAUCAUCUUCGAAGGGUCGAGCACUAUGAGUGGUUGGACCGAGGGAACCGGUUGA